AUGCACACGAGGCGCAGCUCUAGAUUAUCCCUAGACCGAGCAAACAACGGUAGGGAAUCAGCAGAGGGAGGUCCGUUCUCCCAGCAGUUUGCCCCAGACCAGCAGCAGUGCAUGCAGUUGGGCCAAUUGACAGGCAGUGAGGGAUCUCUAGUGCCUCAGUUAGGGGACCCUGUGGAGAACACAGAUAUGGACGUAGACGUGGACGUAAACGUAGACGUGGACGUAGCAGAAGUGCCUGAACCGUCUGCUGCUUCCGCACCAGCGCCUGCCACAGGAUCAUCCUCAGCAGCGGCUGUAGCGGAUGAGGCGGAUGUAGCAGCGGGGGGUAGCAGCAGCAGCGGGGGUGGGAGUGUGCCUAGGAGACGGAUGAGCUUGAGAAGGCGAGGGUUCGCCACUGAUGGGGAGGAAGAGGAGGACAGGGACGGGGGUUUUGGGCAUGCGGGAGCAGGGGCGGGGGCGGGGAGGGGAGUGGGCGGAGGCAGGGCGCGGAAGGGAAGGGGGGUUGCGCUGCGGGUAGGGCUGCAUGUCUUGCCCGGAAGGGGGAAAGGGCGGGGGGCAGGGGCGGGAGGGGCGGCAGCAGGGGCAGCAGCGGAUCAGAUUGGCUCACCUGGAAAAUCUCCUGGUAGAAGCAAGGGAAGCCCCAGGGGAACAGGGGGAGGAGGCGCAGGUGGGGGCGGAGCAGGAGAGGGAGGGGCAGGGGGGUGUUCAGGUGGUCAGGACGAGCCACAUACCAUAGUGAAAGAAUUUUUUGGCGGGAUACUGCAGAGCCAGAUUCGGUGCUUGCAGUGUGACGGGGAGUCUAAUAAGAGGGAUGCGAUUCUGGACUUGAGUUUGGACGUGCACAGGCUAGGGUCGCUAAAAGACGCACUUAAUAGGUUCACCAAGCCGGAGGUGCUGGAUGGGGAGAAUAGAUACCGGUGUGAUAAAUGCAACCGGCUGUCUGCUGCGCGGAAGGCGCUGACGAUCUUUCAUGCGCCCAACAUUCUUGUCAUUCAGUUCAAGAGGUUUGAGAACGUGUUUGGAGGGAAGAUUGACCGGCACAUUCGAUUCGAGGAGCGCGUCUCGUUGAAAGGCCACAUGAGCGGCUGUAGCAAGGAUACCCAGCCAGAGUACACGCUCUUUGGAGUGGUGGUGCAUGCAGGGUCGUCUCAAGACUCGGGCCAUUACUAUGCAUAUGUCAAGGACUCCACGGGCAAGUGGUCCUGCUGUGACGACUGCUCCGUCUCCCCAGUGGCCUCCCUAUCAGGCAACACGGCUUGCACCCUCUUAUUCUAUAACUCCCCGCUUGCUACAUCCGUUCCCUUCCCCCCAGGACUCCACGGGCAGGUGGUCCUGCUGACUCCACGGGCAGGUGGUCCUGCUGUGACGACUGCUCCGACUCCACGGGCAGGUGGUCCUGCUGUGACGACUGCUCCGUCUCCCCAGUGGCCUCCCUAUCAGGCAACACGGCUUGCACCCUCUUAUUCUAUAACUCCCCGCUUGCUACAUCCGUUCCCUUCCCCCCAGGACUCCACGGGCAAGUGGUCCUGCUGUGACGACUGCUCCGUCUCCCCAGUCGCCCUCCCAGACGUCCUAGCAGACAAGGCCUACAUGCUUUUCUACCUCCGCGUCUCCCCUCGCCCCCCCGGAUCCACCUCCCUCUCCUCCCUCUCCUCGCCCACCUCCCCUCGCCCCUCCCACCGCGCGCCCGCUCCCCUGUCUCUUGAUCAUACCAACAAGUCUCCUCUCUCUCCCUCUCGGUCUGGGAAGCUCGCUGCUCGCCGCCUGAAUGCAGCAGCGCUCCUAGACGCCAAGGAGCCAAGGGCAGGUGCAGGAGCUAUGUUGGACAGGGCGCUAACCUCAGAUGCAGCAGCUUUCCUAGACGCCAAGGAGCCAAGGGCAGGUGCAGGAGUUAUGUUGGACAGGGCGCUAAGCUCCGGUGUAACUGCUGCCCUGGAUGGUGCGACGGGUGCCAACCCUGCAGCACAGGCAGUUGUGUUGGCAGAAACUUCUGCUACAUUAGCAGCAGCACAGGCAGAGUUAUCACCGGGAAAAGCUGCUACGUUAGCAGCUUUUGCAGGGGUUUCCACUUGCCCAGGUGUGGCAGCACAGACUGAAACAGCUGCUUUAUCGAGCACAGCGGGACUUGAACCCGCGACCUUUCAAGUCACAGCGAGUGGGAGCCAAGCUGCAGAGCCUGUUUCGAGGGAGGACACGUCAGGGGCGUCUGUGCCCCACGAAAUGGUUGAGAGGGACGAGGGGCAGAGAUUUGGAUUGUCUCAGAAUGCGUCUGUCUCCCACAAGGCUGGCACUGAGAGGUCUCACUGGAAGGAGGGGGUAGAGAGGGAUGAGGGCCUGACAGAUGGGGAUACAGGGAGGGAUAGCGGAAUGGAAUGCGAAGAGGGGAAGGAUGUGGGCUGCCUCGCGGGCUGGUUGGAGUGCAGGGAAGAAGACCUGGUGGAGGAGAGGGAGGCCCUAGUAGGUGAUGUGGCUGCAGGAGUGACAGCAGAGGGGGAAGCAGGAGCGAGGGAAACAGCAGAGGUGGGGUCGACAAUGGAGAAAACAACAAAAGGGGGAGCAGCAGCGGAGGAAAAAGCAGAAGGGGAAAUAUCAGAGGGAGAAGCAGGAGAGGGAGCGAUGGAAGGCAAUGUUGGUGAAGUCAAAACCCACGAGGAGGAGGGCUUUAGUGCAAGGCAUUGGGAAAAAGAGGAGUUGAAAGAAGAGUCGAACGGCGAGGGUGUGUCUGGAAGGGAAGGGUUAAGGGACGAGACGUUAAGGGAGGAAGUAGCAUUGGGCGAGGAGGUUUUGGAGACAGCGUUGGGAGAGGAAGAUUUUAUUGAGGAGAUUGCUCAACAGAAGCUGGUUGUGGUGCACCCAAGUGCUCCGAGUGCUUCUGCUGCUGUUGCUGCUGAUUUUUCUCCUCCUCCCGCUACCCUUCCUCCUGCUGCUGCUGCUGCCACUGCUGCCGCUGCUGCCGCCUUUGUGGAUUUUGUGCUACCUUCUCAUCGUUCUCCACAUCCUCCUCCUCUUCCUAACCCUCAAUUACCUCCUUCUGUUCCUCCUUCCAUUCCUUGUCUGUCACCUUCUGCUCCAAAUUCAAAUUCUCACCUGUCAUCCCUUCGUCCUUCUCCACAUCAGCCUCUUCCUACUCUUCGUGUCUCUCCUCCUCUCGCGUCUGCUCCACUUUCUCCUGCGCUACCAUCCGCAACAACUCUAUCGCCUGCACUACCUGCUCCGUUUGCCUCUAGCAACGCUAUUCCUAGCUCUGUUGUCAGUUCUGUAGCAUAUUCCGAGGCUGUUUUUCCUGGACCCAGGGAGGAAAGUGCGGUUGGAAUAGUGGAGCCUGCUACUAACGAGGAUGAAAUUCCUGGCAAAGGUAUCAUUAGCCACAAGGGCAUUACAGGCAGAGCAGAGCCAUUAGCAAUGGCAGGUGGGGCAGCAGUCAGUAGUUCUGCGGUGGCUGCUCAAGCAAGGGGGAACCUAGCUACUGCUGCAGAUCAGGCAGUGACAGUAGCACGCACACCAUGCCCAGUCAAGGCAGAAUCAGACCUCCUGAAUCUUCCUGCGUCCGAUGUGUUGCAGUCAGACAGGUUUUGGGGUGAUCUGGUUUAUGGGCGAGUGGCAGGAGGAGUUGCUCCUGUGGGCGUAGCUGCAGUGACUCCUGAGACGUCUCCAAACUCUCUUUCUGGAGCUGGGGCGUAUGGGCGAGUGGCAGGAGGAGUAGGUCCUGUGGGCGUAGCGGCAGCGACUCUUGAAACGUCUCCAAACUCUUUUGAGGGUAGGGCGGUUUCUGGAUCUGGGCCGUAUGGGCGAGUUGCGGGAGGAGUUGCUCCUGUGGGCGUAGCGGCAGUGAUGGCGGCUACAGCUGUGUCGACCCAGUCUGAACAGGGGCAGCAGCUGCAGCUGAUUCGCAAUCACCAGCAGCCUGUUUUUGAGGCGCCUCACAGAUCGACCCAUUUCGAGCAAGGGCAGCAGCAGUUGAUGCUCGAUCAGCAGCAGCAGCAGCAGCAGCCGCAACAGUUGCCGCCCACAUGCACGCGCUUGGUGCUCCCUCCAAUGGCAUGGCGCCCUUCACACUCCCCCCACCAAAAGACCCAUUCACAUCCCCCCCAGCACCUUUCACAACUGCCGCAGCAACAACCUCUGUCACACCCCCCCCAGCACCUUUCACAGCUGCCUCAAUCCCAGCAACAACCACCCCUCCCACACUCCCCCAAACAAAAGCUAAUCUCGCACCUCUCCCAACAGAAAGCUCUUUUGCAUUCCCCUCACAGUUUAGUGCCUUUUGAACCGAUUCCGACCGUUUUGUCACACCCCACACCGCAGCAAGCGCCUUUCCAGUCAAACACUGCUGCAUCUGCCGUUUCGCACCCCACAGAGCAGCAUCAACUGCCCUGUCAGUCAUCAUUCCCCACCGUGUUCCCACAGGCUGCCCAACAGAUGCCCCUCAAACCGAUUUCAACCGUUCUGACCCACCCCACACAGCAGCAGGAGCAAUUGCCCUGUCAGUCAUCAUUCCCCACCGUGUUUCAACAGGCUGCGCAUCCGAUGCCGUUUGAAUCAAUCCCAAACGUUCUGCUGCUGAGCGGGCAGCAACCGCAACACCCUUUUAACUCAGGCAGUGCUGCAACUGCCGCUUCACACCCAACGCAGCAGCUACUGCCUGUACUGGCAGCCUCAACAGUAUUUUCACAGCCCCUGCCGCAGGUGCCUCUUGAGAAAGUCUCGGAUGCUGCAUCACUCCCCACGCAGCAGCAGCAGCAACAGCCGUGUGAGUCAUUUCGAGUGCCGUUUCAACAGCCCACGCGGAAGAUAAACCAGCUACAGCAGCUGCCUCGUGAACGGAUUGCUGUUGCACACCCCAUGCAACAGCAGCAGCAACAGCCGUGUGAGUCGUUCCCUGUGGUGUUGCAUCAUCCCUUGCACCAGGCAGAUCAGCCACAGAAGCUGCCUGCUGAACGGAUUUCGAACGCUGUAUCACUCCCCACACAGAAGCAGCAACAACAGUGUGAGUCGUUUCCUGUUGUGUUUCAACAGCCCCCGCACCAGAUGGAGCAAUCACCGAUUUCGAAUGUCGUGCCUCUCCCGGCGCUGCAGCAGCAGCAGCAGCAAUUGCCAUCCGCUGCUGCUGCUGCUGCUGCCGCCGCAUCAGGAGCAGCAGCAAGGGAAGCUGUAGCGGCUACAACUGCUGUGGCAGAAGCAGGGAGGCCUGUAGCUGAAGUGAAGGUAGAGAGAGUGAGCAAAAGAAGCAUCAAUACUUACAGUCGAAUCCAGUCUCGCCCCCCCGCUAUUGCUGACCUGGCAUCAUGCGAUCACACGUCACUCUCUGACGGCUCUGGGCCAGCUGCUGAGUCGGCAGCUGACGUGGCACCAGCUGGUGAUGCCACAUCAUCACGAUCAAGAGCACGCGCUGCUGUCCCGCUACCUCCACGCGCCAAGCUUCCCCGGGCGGCAAAGUCGAACCGUGUCGGGACCGUUGAGCUCAUCAGCGGUAGAGUGUCCACGUCAGCGGCUCACCUGCCAGGUCAGACCUCCGUUUCGGCAGCUCAGGCGUCGACCUCGCCACCUCAGAGGCGCCUGGGAUUGAAGCAGGUGAAUCUGAAGGAGAGAGUGAAGGCGGAAAAGGCAGCAGAGGCUAGGGUUCGGGAGGUAGGAGUGAGAUACGCUGCUGUUGCAGAUGUGGGCUUUAGAAGUGGUGGUGCUGGGGACGCUGGGGGCGUUGGGGGCGUUGGGGGCGUUGGGGGAGGGGUUGUUGGUGUUGACGGUGUUGUGGGAGUGGGCGUCGGGGGAAGAGAUGUUGGGGGUGCUGGUGGUAGUGGUGGUGGUGUUUCUGGUGCCAUGGCCACCACAUAUGCGGAUGACUCUGGUGGUGGUGUUGGCACAGGUUUGAAAGGUGCCGAUACUACUGCUGCUGGUGAUCGUGGCACAAACGUUCAAGAUGCGACCAAUGCAGCAGCUGCUGCUGGUGGUGGUGGUGGCGGCUGUGGUGGUGGUGGGGACGGCGGCGGUGGCACAGGCAUUACAGGUGCUGAUAACUGUGCUGAUGUGGUUGCUGCUGCUGGAUGUGGUGGCGGUGGUGCUGGUGGUAGUGACAAUGCAAACAUUAAACCUGUGGAUUCGGGAAGCACUGUUGUCAAUGGUUUAGGGUUACACAAUGAUGACUCUGUCAGAGGCCCGACUAGUGGUAAUGUGGACAGUAGAAACUUCACUGGUGGUGGUGGUGGUGACGGGGGCGUUCGAGACGUGAAUGGUCGUGGCAGUGGUAUCAGAGGCGCGGAGUUUUCUGGCCAAGGUAUCAGAGACAGGUGGGGAGACAUCAGUUCUGCCGUUCAGGGCGUCACAGCCGUCAACUCUGUCAAUGAGGGCGGUAGGGGUGCCUUUGAGUCGACUCAAAUUCAGGGCGUCACAGCCGUCAACUCUGUCAAUGAGGGCGGUAGGGGUGCCGAUUCUGCCAUCCAGGAGGGUAGAGGCGCGGAUUCUCGGGACUGGACAGGUGGGGAUAGGCUGGGUGAACUGAAUGCUCUUGCGGCGCAUGAGAAGGCAGAUGUGAAGGCUUGGACAGGUGCGGGUAAGAGGGCUGAUGUGAAGCCUUUUGAGACACCUCAGGAAGCGGAUUCUCUGGCUUGGACUGCAGCAGGUAGGUGGGCGGAGGUGCAAUGGAGUGCUGAAGACGAGAGGUGUCUGCUUGCCGCUACUGAAGAGUUGGAUGGAGAUUUUGAGGGCGAAUUGAGUGGUUUAGGAGAGGGUUUGGGAGAGGGUUUUGAUGGGGAUUUGGAAGGGUGUUUGGGUCAAGAUUUAGGGGAUUUCGGGUUUGGGGAGGCGGAUUUUCUUGACUUGCCUUGGGCAGAUGUGGUUGUUCCGGGUGUGGCUGUGGCGAAUGGUGCCGCUGCUACAAGUGUGACUGAAUUGCCAGGUACUGCUGCUUCUCAUGAUGUGACUAUGGCACAGGAGGCUGUCACAGGUGUGACCGUAUUAAAUGUGACUGGAAUGCAGGUUUCUGCUUCUCAUGAUGUGAUUGUGGCACAGGGGGCUGUCAUGGCUGCAGCUGCUGUGAAUGUGACUCUAGCAGGUGUGGCUGUAGCACAGGGGGCAGAUACAGAUGUGACUGCUGUGAAUGUGACUGUAGCAGGUGUGGACGGGGCACAGGGGGUUGCUAAUGGUGCUGUGGCUGUGACUGUAACGGGUGUAACUUCAGAGGACCUUAGUUCAAGGGCAGGGGCAGGAGCAGCAGGGGCAGAAACAGCAGGUGGGGAAGCAGCGGGGGCAGAAGCAGCAGGGGGAGAAGCAGGAGGGGAAGAAGCAGCAGGGGCACACUCCUCACCUGCUCAGGUGCCGUUUCAGGUGGAUGUGGGUGGUCAAGUGGAUAGUCAGGUGGGUGCGCAAUCAUUACGGGCUGCUUUGGGAAACAAACCUGAUGCUUAUGUUGUGCGCUCAGCUGUUUCUUCUGUUGUCGCUUCUGCUGCACCACUGGCACCUUUUGUCUCUUCUGUUCCACAGGUACCAGUUAAUUCUUCCAUGUUUGCAGCGUCACCUUUUGCUCCUGCCGAGUUCGCCCUAAAUAAUGACCCACACACAGUUGCCACCUCCCCCCAAACAGUUGUCACCCUCUCCCACGCAGUUGCCACCUCCCUGCAUACAGUUGCCACCUCCCCCCAUACAGUUACCACCUCCCUCCACACAGUCACCACCUCCCCCCACACAGUUGCCACCUCCCCUCUCACAGUUACCACCUCCCCUCCCCCUAACAUGGUUUCCUCCCCCAGUGCUGUAACUCUCCCCCUCUCUUCCCCCGACCCCCUCUCCCCCCAAGUCCCCCCUUCCCCCGCUCCCCCCACCCGAGUGCCCCCGCACUCUAGCCCCCCUUGGGCGCUUGUUGAGACAGCAGGGGCGCAGGGGGGCGGAGAUGGGGCGCAGGGGGAUAAAGAUGCUGGGGAAGCGGGUGGGGAUGCAGGGGGAAUUGGUGGACAUGCAGGGGAGAACGGGGAAGAGUUUGGGAAAGAAACCGGGGGGUUGGAGGGAGAGGAAGCAGAGGAGGGCGGGGAGAAGCGGGAAGUGCGUCAGGGGGAGGAUGAGGAGAGGGACGGGAAGGAGGAGAAGGAAGAGGAGGAGGAAAUGAGAGGGGAGGAGCAAGACGAAGGGGAAGAGCAGAAGGGAGUGCAUGGAGGAGAGGAGGAGGCGAGGAAGAGAGAGAGGGAAGAGGAGCAAGAGGAGGGGGGGAGGGACGAGGGGCAAAAGGAGGAAAGGAGAGUUAUGGAGUUGACUGUACUAGGGGAGAGUAAGAGGGAGAAAGGGGCAGGAAGUGGGGAACGAGAGGGUGGUGUAAGAAGAGAGGGCGAGGAGGAAGAAGUGGAGGAGGAGGAAGUGGAUGGAGAGGUGGAGAUAAUGUGUAUGGACGAGGAUAAGGUGGAAGAGGUGGAAGAGGAGAAAGAGAAGGAGGAAAAAGAGGAAAAAGAGGAGGUUGAAGAGGAGGGACUAAAUGUGGAGAUGGAGGAGUUGGAGAAGAAGGAAGAGGAGAAGGAAGAGGGGGUGGAGGAGGAAGAGGAGAAAACGCAGGAAGAGGAAGAGGUUACUGACUUCGCAUCAGCUGAUGACAUGGCUAUUGCUGAGAAUCGUGGUGAUGACGUGGAGGCUCUAAACAGUGAGGAUGAUGACGUGGUGGAAGUACCUAUGGAUCAGGAACAGGAGCAGCUGACGUGGCAUCUUCGUGGGAAUGUCAAUCUAGGUGUUGCCACUAGUAGUAGUCAUGCUGCUGCUGCGAGGAACGAAAUCACUGCUGGUGAAGCAGGAGAGGGAGAAGCAGUAGAAAGGGUGGCCGCAGAACGAGAGGCAGCAGAAAGAGAGGCAGCAGAGAGAGAGGCAGCAGAAAGGGAGACAGCAGAGAGAGAGGCAGCAGAAAGGGAGACAGCAGAGAGAGAGGCAGCAGAAAGGGAGGCAGCAGACAGUGAGGCAGCAGAGAGAGAAGCAGCAGAGAGAGAGGCAGCAGAGAGGGAGGCUGCAGAGAGGGAGGCAGCAGAGAGGGAGGCAGUAGAGAGAGAGGCAGCAGAAAGAGAUGCAGCAAAAGAGAUGCAGCAGAGCGAGAGGCAGCAGGGAGAGAGGCAGCAAACAGAGAGGCAGCAGAGAGGGAGGCAGCAGACAGUGAGGCUGAAAAGAGAGCGGCAGCAGAGGAACGAGCAGGAGAAGAAGCAGAGACAGCAGAGGGGGCAGAGGCAGGAGAGGGGGCAGAGGGGGCAGGGAGGGCAGAGGGAGCAGAGGAGGCAGAGGUUGCAAAGGGGGCAGAACGGGGAGAGGGGACAGAGGCAGCAGAGGAGGCAGAGUCAACAGAAGAAGCAGCGAUGCUCAGCAGCUGAGGUGACUUUUGAGUCGACUCAAAAGCCAACUCAUGAGUCGACUCAAAAGCCAACUCAUGAGUCGACUCAAAAGCCAACUCAUGAGUCAACUCAAAAGCCAUCCCACAAGGCACCUGGGACCUUUGACCAAAGAUGCUCAGCAGCUGAGCCUACUCAACAGCAGGAAUGCACAGCUUUUGUUGAUCCGACUCAACAGCAGGUUUCAGAAUCCCAGUCUUACAAGCCGCCUGUGCUGCAAGUGCAGGCUGUAGAGUCGCACAAGCCACCUAUGACCUCUGGGCGCCAGCAGGAAUGCACGUCUUUUGUUGAGCCGACUCAACAGCAGGUUCCGGAAUCUCAGUCUCACAAGCCACCUGUCACCUUUCAGCUACACCAGGAAUUCGCAAGUGUGGCAGCUGCUGCAGUCGCUUUUGAUCCAAGUUACGGUGUUACCAACCAGAUGUAUCACCUGCAAUCCGUGGCUCUGGGUAAGGGUAAAGAGGUGAGGCCCGCUAAUGUGACACUCCCUGAGUCAGAUGUUACCAUUCGGAUGCAUCAUCUGCAAUCCGUGGCACUGGAUAAGGGCAGUAAGUUGAAGCUGACUGCUGGUAUGGCACUCUUUGGGGCAGAUGUUGCCAGCAGAGCAGCCGACGUGGCCAGCAGAGCAGCUGACAUGGCGAGCAAAGCAGCUGACGUGGCGAGCAAUGCAGCUGACGUGGCUGCACCUGAGGCUGACGGGGUUGAGAGGGCAGUUGAUGUGGCAGAAGUGGAUGUUGCAGCAGGAGAGGCAGCAGAGGAAGAAAGUUUGUCUCCGUCUCUCUCCUCCUUCCCAUCCCCCUUCGCAUGCUUCUCACUCUCUCCCCUCUCUUCUCACUCUCUCCCCUCUCUUCUCACUCUCUCCCCUCUCUUCUCACUCUCUCCCCUCUCUUCUCACUCUCUCCCCUCUCUUCUCACUCUCUCCCCUCUCUUCUCACUCUCUCCCCUCUCUUCUCACUCUCUCCCCUCUCUUCUCACUCUCUCCCCUCUCUUCUCACUCUCUCCCCUCUCUUCUCACUCUCUCCCCUCUCUUCUCACUCUCUCCCCUCUCUUCUCACUCUCUCCCCUCUCUUCUCACUCUCUCCCCUCUCUUCUCACUCUCUCCCCUCUCUUCUCACUCUCUCCCCUCUCUUCUCACUCUCUCCCCUCUCUUCUCACUCUCUCCCCUCUCUUCUCACUCUCUCCCCUCUCUUCUCACUCUCUCCCUCUCUUCUCACUCUCUCCCCUCUCUUCUCACUCUCUCCCCUCUCUUCUCACUCUCUCCCCUCUCUUCUCACUCUCUCCCCUCUCUUCUCACUCUCUCCCCUCUCUUCUCACUCUCUCCCCUCUCUUCUCACUCUCUCCCCUCUCUUCUCACUCUCUCCCCUCUCUUCUCACUCUCUCCCCUCUCUUCUCACUCUCUCCCCUCUCUUCUCACUCUCUCCCCUCUCUUCUCACUCUCUCCCCUCUCUUCUCACUCUCUCCCCUCUCUUCUCACUCUCUCCCCUCUCUUCUCACUCUCUCCCCUCUCUUCUCACUCUCUCCCCUCUCUUCUCACUCUCUCCCCUCUCUUCUCACUCUCUCCCUCUCUUCUCACUCUCUCCCCUCUCUUCUCACUCUCUCCCCUCUCUUCUCACUCUCUUCCCCUCUCUUCUCACUCUCUCCCCUCUCUUCUCACUCUCUCCCCUCUCUUCUCACUCUCUCCCCUCUCUUCUCACUCUCUCCCUCUCUUCUCACUCUCUCCCCUCUCUUCUCACUCUCUCCCCUCUCUUCUCCCCUCUCUUCUCACUCUCUCCCCUCUCUUCUCACUCUCUCCCCUCUCUUCUCACUCUCUCCCCUCUCUUCUCACUCUCUCCCCUCUCUUCUCACUCUCUCCCCUCUCUUCUCACUCUCUCCCCUCUCUUCUCACUCUCUCCCCUCUCUUCUCACUCUCUCCCCUCUCUUCUCACUCUCUCCCCUCUCUUCUCACUCUCUCCCCUCUCUUCUCACUCUCUCCCCUCUCUUCUCACUCUCUCCCCUCUCUUCUCACUCUCUCCCCUCUCUUCUCACUCUCUCCCCUCUCUUCUCACUCUCUCCCCUCUCUUCUCACUCUCUCCCCUCUCUUCUCACUCUCUCCCCUCUCUUCUCACUCUCUCCCCUCUCUUCUCACUCUCUCCCCUCUCUUCUCACUCUCUCCCCUCUCUUCUCACUCUCUCCCCUCUCUUCUCACUCUCUCCCCUCUCUUCUCACUCUCUCCCCUCUCUUCUCACUCUCUCCCCUCUCUUCUCACUCUCUCCCCUCUCUUCUCACUCUCUCCCCUCUCUUCUCACUCUCUCCCCUCUCUUCUCACUCUCUCCCCUCUCUUCUCACUCUCUCCCCUCUCUUCUCACUCUCUCCCCUCUCUUCUCACUCUCUCCCCUCUCUUCUCACUCUCUCCCCUCUCUUCUCACUCUCUCCCCUCUCUUCUCACUCUCUCCCCUCUCUUCUCACUCUCUCCCCUCUCUUCUCACUCUCUCCCCUCUCUUCUCACUCUCUCCCCUCUCUUCUCACUCUCUCCCCUCUCUUCUCACUCUCUCCCCUCUCUUCUCACUCUCUCCCCUCUCUUCUCACUCUCUCCCCUCUCUUCUCACUCUCUCCCCUCUCUUCUCACUCUCUCCCCUCUCUUCUCACUCUCUCCCCUCUCUUCUCACUCUCUCCCCUCUCUUCUCACUCUCUCCCCUCUCUUCUCACUCUCUCCCCUCUCUUCUCACUCUCUCCCCUGCCCUCCUUUGCCUUCCCCUUCCUUCCCUUCUCCUAG
Closterium sp. Naga37s-1 is the source of this 12096-nucleotide messenger RNA. The record is from the annotation of a GenBank genome assembly. Lineage: Eukaryota; Viridiplantae; Streptophyta; Zygnematophyceae; Desmidiales; Closteriaceae.